This is a messenger RNA of Strongylus vulgaris, 273 nucleotides long. The record is from the annotation of a GenBank genome assembly. NCBI's taxonomy places the organism in Eukaryota, Metazoa, Nematoda, Chromadorea, Rhabditida, Strongylidae.
AUGUUCAAUACAUUGGCGUCUCUCGACCAUUCGGACGUCUUCGGUGACGUCGCGUCGACGGCGCUGGACGAGUUGAUUCGAAAUUCGGCAGCUGCAAUCAGUGGUCACAGCAGUCUGUCCGGCAUUCAGCCGAUGACAGGCUUGAACGGUUCGCAAUUUACGCAGUCGAACAACUUGACGAACUCACAAGACGCUCCCAGUCGAGGACGCAAGAAGAACUCGAGUAUGAACCUCGUCUGCGUUGUUUGCGGCGAUCAGGUAUGCUCUUCGUAA